GUUUAUUAUUGUCACUUGUACAGAGUUACAGUGAAAAACUUGUCUUGCAUACCGAUGGUACAGGUCAAGUCAUUACACAGUGCAGUUACAUUGAGUUAGUACAGAGUGCAUUGAGGUAGUACAGAGAUUACUAUGUAUGCUGUUUGCUCUAAGAGCUUCACACAAGCAAGGAAUUUAAUUGCACCCCUGUAUAUAUGACGAUCUGAAUCUGAACUGUCCAAUCAGUGCGGCCCCGAGGCAGUAAGCAGCGCUGAUCUGCAGCAAGUCCAACGACCUUUUCUCUGGAACUAAUCCUGGAGCCAGUGCAACGUGGGGUUGCUGCAAAUUUGCACAUUUGGCGCAUGUGAGCAGAGCAGGUUUCCACCUGAUUCCUGUCUUGCGGGCAUCGUCUCCGGCGGCGUCCCAAAAUUCAGUCCUUAAUUACUCCGGGGCAGUCCUUCGACAGCAACCCAAUAUUUACAAAUAUUGCAAGAAACUGCGCUGAUUUGCACAGCUUUGAAGACCGGGAGCCUGAGGUCGACAAGGAAGCAGUUUCAGGCACAGUUUAUUUGAUGAAUGCGGUGCAUGAUUAGGCUGUAGUCAGUCUCCUCCCACUCUCCGUGCCCUUCGGGUCCGCUGGGUUUGGGAGUUGAUUCCAGUGUUGACAUUUGCUCGGCGAUUUGGGAGCGUUGCCGUGGAUUCGAGCUUUGCCCAGCGGUUGCAGAUCUCCGCAAACUUUGCAGAUUUGCUGCAUUUAAUGAGAAUUGCCGAACGUUCAGUCAAUGUUUACAAUACGGACUGUUCUGGGAGCCAUUAAAUGCUCUUCAACCCAUUGUUGGCAAAAGUUGGGCCCGACAGUGAAGAAGUUUGGCAACAUGACCAAUGUAUUUGUGUACGGCACUCUCAAGAAAGGCCAGCCCAACCACCACUACAUGAUCGAUGGAACCCAGGGGAAAGGGAAGUACUGUGGCAGCGGCGUUACAGCAGAGAAGUAUCCACUAGUGGUUGCGGGAAAAUACAACAUUCCCUUUCUGCUUGAUGAGCCAGGAUCGGGACAGGAAGUCUCUGGAGAGAUUUACACCAUCGAUGCUCAGCUGUUGCAGUUCCUGGACGAGUUUGAAUCUUGCCCGGAACUGUACCAACGCAAACAGGUGAAGAUCCGCACAGUGGAGUGGGAAGCUUCGGACAAGAUGCUGGGCGUUCAGCCGGAUGCUGAUGGAAUGCUCCUGUGCUUUCUGUACUGCACAAAUACAUUCGACAGAGAGUGGCUGAAGCUUCCUUACUAUAGCAACUAUGAUGCCUUUGGGAAGUUUGGGCAGCCAAAGUAUGUCCUACGAGAGUGUAGGUAAAUACAAGUCUUAAGGAUGAUGGCUUGACCAGCUAGGUUUUCAAUCUAGAUUCAUUAAUAUAAAUAAUCUUGUUGAUUAUGUCUCAAGUUUAUUAAAUUUUAUUCCAUACCUAA
Molecule: messenger RNA, 1441 nt
Organism: Pristis pectinata (smalltooth sawfish)
Lineage: Eukaryota; Metazoa; Chordata; Chondrichthyes; Rhinopristiformes; Pristidae
Product: gamma-glutamylaminecyclotransferase-like
Exons: 3
Coding region: 762-1328 (188 amino acids)
Molecular function (GO): gamma-glutamylaminecyclotransferase activity
Source: RefSeq, a predicted model, not a curated record